Molecule: messenger RNA, 3219 nt
Organism: Mucor velutinosus
Lineage: Eukaryota; Fungi; Mucoromycota; Mucoromycetes; Mucorales; Mucoraceae
Exons: 4
Coding region: 1-3219 (1072 amino acids)
Biological process (GO): rRNA acetylation involved in maturation of SSU-rRNA
Cellular component (GO): nucleolus; 90S preribosome
Molecular function (GO): ATP binding; 18S rRNA cytidine N-acetyltransferase activity; tRNA binding
Source: RefSeq, a predicted model, not a curated record
AUGGUCAAGAAAGUAGUUGACUCUCGUGUGCACACACUUAUCAAGAACUGUGUCCAAACCAAGCACAGAUCCUUUUUUGUUGUUGUCGGUGACAAGGGAAAAGAUCAGAUUGUCAAUCUUCACUGGCUUUUGUCUCAAGCUCAAGUUACUUCUCGUCCAUCUGUUUUAUGGUGUUAUAAGAAAGAACUUGGUUUCACUAGUCAUCGCAAGAAGCGUGAAAACAAGAUCAAGAACGACAUCAAGCGUGGUAUCAGAGAUGUCAACAAGGAAGAUCCUUUCGAGCUCUUCAUCACUGUCACCAACAUUCGCUAUGCCUACUACAAGGAAACUCAAAACAUCCUUGGUAAUACUUAUGGCAUGUGUGUUCUUCAGGAUUUCGAGGCUAUCACACCCAACACUUUAGCUCGUACGAUUGAAACUGUGGAAGGUGGAGGUAUGGUUGUUCUCUUAUUGAAGAGUAUGAACUCUCUUAAGCAACUCUAUACCAUGACUAUGGACGUCCACUCGAGAUACAGAACUGAAGCUCAUAGCGACAUCAUUGCUCGAUUCAACGAACGCUUUAUCUUAUCACUUGGAUCUUGCGAAACCUGUCUUGUUGUCGAUGAUGAAUUGAACGUUUUGCCCAUCAGUGCUGGUAAAAAUGUCAAACCUUUAGCCAUCAAGCAAUCCGACGAGAAAUCAGCUGAAGAGAUUGAACUUGCCGAGUUGAAGGAAUCAUUAGUCGAUACAGAACCAGUUGGGUCUCUUGUCAAGUGCACACGUACCAUUGAUCAAGCCAAGGCUGUGUUGACCUUUAUUGAAGCUAUUUCCGAAAAGUCGUUGCGUAGUACUGUCACUCUCACAGCCUCUCGUGGUCGUGGUAAGUCUGCUGCAUUGGGUAUCGCCAUGGCCUCUGCCGUUGCCUAUGGUUACUCCAACAUCUUUGUCACUUCGCCCAGCCCCGAGAAUUUAAAGACCUUGUUUGAAUUUGUAUUCAAGACAUUUGAUGCACUUGGCUAUGAGGAACAUUUGGAUUACGAUAUUGUCCAAUCCACCAACCCUGAAUUCAACAAGGCAAUUGUGCGUGUCAACAUCUUCAAGCAACAUCGUCAAACUAUUCAGUACAUUCAACCUCAAGAUGCUCAUGUGCUUGGCCAAGCUGAAUUGUUGGUCAUUGAUGAAGCUGCUGCUAUUCCUUUGCCUUUGGUGCGCAAGCUGUUGGGUCCUUAUUUGGUCUUUAUGGCUUCUACUAUUAACGGUUAUGAAGGCACUGGUCGCUCUCUGUCUCUCAAAUUGAUUCAACAGCUGCGUGAACAAUCGCGUGGAUUUGUGGGUAAGAAGGAGGAUGAUGCUGAAGGCAUUGUGGUGGGUCGUGAUCUUCAAGCCAAGAAGGUGGAGGGUGCUGAUGCUUCUUUGGGUGGUCGCACACUGAAGGAGGUCAAACUGGAAGAGCCCAUUCGUUAUGCCCCUAACGAUCCUGUUGAAAAGUGGUUGAACAAGAUGCUUUGCUUGGAUGCCACUGUCGUUUCCAAGAAUAUCCAAGGCUGCCCUCAUCCCUCCGAGUGUGAGCUGUACUAUGUCAACCGUGAUACGCUCUUUUCUUACCACCCUGUGUCUGAGACCUUUUUGCAACGUAUGAUGUCUCUCUACGUUGCUAGUCAUUACAAGAACUCGCCAAACGAUCUUCAAUUGAUGAGUGAUGCCCCUGCACACCAUUUGUUUGUCUUGCUGCCUCCUGUCGGUGCCAACACGACUAGUUUACCUGAUCCUUUGGUCGUAGUGCAAGUGUGUCUUGAAGGUGAGAUCUCUCGUCAAAGUGUCAUCAACUCGCUCUCUCGUGGCCAACGUCCCUCUGGUGAUAUGAUCCCCUGGCUCAUCUCUCAACAAUACCAAGACGAUGAUUUCGCUAGUCUUUCUGGUGCCCGUAUUGUCCGUAUUGCCACACAUCCCGACUAUGCCAAGAUGGGUUAUGGUUCCAGAGCACUCGAACUCUUGAACGAUUUCUACCAAGGCAAGGCCAAUGAUUUGAACGAAAGCAAUAGCCCUGAUGAUGAUUCUCUUCCUCGUGUUGAAGACUAUGAAUUUGACAAUGUGGACAUCAAGACAGAUCAAGUCAAGGUGCGUGAUCCUCGCAAGAUGCCUCCUUUGCUCACCAAACUGAGUGAAAAGCGUGCUCAACGUCUUGAUUACCUCGGUGUCUCCUAUGGUCUCACUCCCUCUCUUCACAAGUUUUGGAAGCGUGCUGGCUUCGUGCCCCUUUACAUGCGUCAAACAGCCAACGACCUCACUGGCGAGCAUACCUGUGUUAUGAUCAAGGCCUUGACUGACACUGAAGAUUCGCGUGUGGCCAACUCUGCAUGGCUCGAUGCCUUUGCCCGUGAUUUCUCCAAGCGUUUCCUCAACCUCUUGUCUUACAACUUCCGUGAAUUCACAGCCGUCAAUGCGCUCAGUAUCAUUGAUGCAGCCAAGCAAGGUCAAGAUAGCCAAACGGAAGGCGGCCGUGAUCUCAACAAGAACUCGCUCGGUCUUUUCUUUACGCCUUACGAUUUGAAGCGUCUAGAUUCUUACUCCAACAACAUGCUGGAUUACCAUGUCAUUAUUGAUAUGAUCCCUACGAUCGCCGAACUCUAUUUUAGAGGAGAAAUGCCUGCUGACAUCAAGCUUUCUGGUGUGCAAAGCGCUAUUUUGCUCGGUAUUGGUCUUCAACGUAAAUCCAUUGAUCAGCUUCAAAGCGAGCUGUCUUUGGCCAGCAACCAAGUGCUUGCCCUGUUUGUUAAGAUUAUCAGAAAAAUGUCACAGUACUUUGCCAAGGUGGAAGCCAAGGCUUACGAAGAGACAGUGCCUGCUCUCAAGGCUAGCAAUAAGAAGGCAGAUGGUAACAAGCGUGAUGCUGCAGAUGAUGAAGCAUGGAAACCAUUGAAAGAAGAGCUCGAGGCUGAUUUAGAGAAAGCCGGAGACGAAGUGAUGGACGAACUCAAAUCCAAGCAGAGAGAAUUGAUUGAUUCCCUUGAUUUAACAAAAUACGCUAUUGGCGGUAAAGACGAGGAUUGGGCCUCUGCUGAAGACCGUGUCAAGGCCAUUGCUUCUGGAAAGAAGGGUGCGUUGAGCUCUGUUGUCAGCGUCAAGAACGAAAACUCAUCCAAAAAGAGAAAGGCAGAGAGCGCAAAGCAAAUGUCUGAAAAGGAGAGAAACCGCAAUACUGGCAAGGUCAAGUUGUCCAAGAAGGCAAAACGCUCAUAG